Iphiclides podalirius (scarce swallowtail) is the source of this 534-nucleotide messenger RNA. NCBI's taxonomy places the organism in Eukaryota, Metazoa, Arthropoda, Insecta, Lepidoptera, Papilionidae. The record is from the annotation of a GenBank genome assembly.
AUGUCGACUCAAGCCUACUACAAGGAGCGCCUCGGGUUCGACCCCCAAGAGGCGAUGCAGGAGAGCCUCAACGGCGGCGCUCACUACGACGGCCACCAGCCUAAGCGGCACCGCGGCGAGCACCAGCCCGAGAAGCACGACCAGGUCUACGAGGAGAACCUGACCAAGUUCAAAGAUGAACGAGAUGCCAUACAGAAAAAGACGUUCACAAAAUGGGUUAACAAACAUCUGAAAAAGGUCAAUCGUCAUGUGAAUGAUCUGUUUGAAGACCUGCGCGAUGGACUCAAUCUCAUCUCGCUGCUGGAGGUGCUUUCUGGCGAACACCUCCCGCGCGAGCGAGGCCGCAUGCGCUUCCACAUGCUGCAGAAUGUCCAGAUGGCGCUGGACUUCCUGCGCUACAAGAAGAUCAAGCUGGUGAACAUCAGGGCGGAGGACAUAGUCGAUGGCAACCCAAAGCUGACCCUUGGACUCAUCUGGACAAUUAUCCUGCACUUCCAGGUCGUGGAAUUAUUAGCGCCAGUCGAGGCUAAGGGA